Messenger RNA from Sarcophilus harrisii (Tasmanian devil), 1007 nucleotides. It is a transcript of the gene DNAJC5G, whose product is annotated as DnaJ heat shock protein family (Hsp40) member C5 gamma. NCBI's taxonomy places the organism in Eukaryota, Metazoa, Chordata, Mammalia, Dasyuromorphia, Dasyuridae. The transcript is spliced from 6 exons. The coding region runs from base 43 to 897 and encodes 284 amino acids. The record is from RefSeq and is a predicted model, not a curated record.
CUUCUAGAAGCGCAAAGAGCCCUCCGGAUCCCUCCGCGCCAGAUGGGAUCCCUCCGCGCCGAGGUCCGUAGAGGCGACAAAAAGUCCGCGGCGUGCGGGAGCCUCCUGCGCAGCGGUCAAGCCAACGGUGCCGGGACGGGGCGGGGGUUGGCGGAGCUGGGGUUGGCUGCGCAGACGCAGACGCAGACGCAGACGCGGAGUUGCUGGCGGAGGGUUAGAAGGGCUUGUACGCGGAGCCUGAUCCUGCUGACGACUAUUGGAACCUCUGCCACAGAACCAGAACCCAGUGUUCUGCCUCGGAGCCUGCUGCAGACCCCAUCCAUGAGAAUGGCACAAGCACAUCGGAAAAAGUAUCGGCUGUCCAAAAGUGGAGAAACCCUCUAUGAAGUGCUGGAACUGCCUCGGGGAGCAAAACCUGAAGAGAUCAAGAAAGCCUACAGGAAAUUGGCACUGAAGUACCACCCAGACAAGAAUCCAGAAGAUCCUAAAGCGGAAGAGCGGUUCAAAGAGAUCAAUGCAGCCCAUUCGAUACUUGCUGAUCCUGAUCAGCGCCAGAUCUACAAUAUGUACGGUGCCAUGGGCCUAUAUAUGGCUAACCAAUAUGGUGCAGAAACUGUCAAAAUCUGUUUCAUUGUGACCAAGUGGUGGUUCAAGUGCCUGGUCCUCUUGUGUACACUUCUUUCUUGUUGUUGCUGCUGCUGCUUUUGCUGUGGGAAGAAUGCACCACCAGAGUACGAGCGUUUUAAAUCUACCAGUGAUCUGCAGACACAACCUCCAGACACAAAAAUGCAGACACAAUCUCCAAGGACAGAUGAAACUGAAGAUGCUUUCUUCAGUCUGAACAUAGAAGAGGAUGAAAAUGAAAAGACACAAAAUGCAGAAACUGGACGAAAAUAGUAUUUAAGGAGAAGAGAAGAAAAGGGGCAAAGGCAAAUAGUGAAAAAACUAUAUAACUAAUGUAUUUUGAUUACAAGUAAAUAAUAAAAGAGUUUUUUCUGUAUACUUUC